ACCACCUUCUACAAAUCACCAACGCAUUCAAACGAGAAAAGACGAGACGCAACUUGACGUUCCGUACUACGAGUACGUACUCCACUCGUACCCAAGUUCCAUAAUUGAAAUUGGUGUGCCUCGAGUUUUGCAUCACCGUUUACGACCCAACACAAAGCAUGCUACAGCAGCAGUAGCAACUUUAAGAGAAGCAACAGCAGCAACAGAAACAGAAACAGCACCACACACAUGGGGGAAGCAAAUGUGCCGGCUCAGCAGCGGCCGCAGGAACGGUCCGGAGGCACCGAUUCCGAUCCGGCGGUGCCUUUCCCGGAGGGAGGCCAAGCCCCCGGCGAAGCGGGAGGAGGAGUCGAACCGAGGGUGGCGGAGGCCGAGGCCGAGGCCCAAGCACUCAUGGCCCGGCUGGGCGCCCAGUUCGGUGACCUCGACCUGAGCACGCUGGGGAUCGGAACCGGGGGCGAAUGCGAAACCGGAGGCGAACGCGACACCGGAUCCCCGUCUUCGUCGAAGAAAGCCGGGAGCGAGGAGGAGGGGGGGCAAGCCCCCGGCGAAUCAGGAGGAGUCGAACCGAGGGGGGCGGGAGUGGCGGCAGCGGAGGCCGAGGCCCAAGCACUCAUGGCCCGGCUGGGCGCCCAGUUCGGCGACCUCGACCUGAGCACGCUGGGGAUCGGAACCGGGGGCGAAACCGGAUCCCCGUCUUCGUCGAAGGAAGCCGGGAGCGAGGAGUCCUCGCUGUGGGACCCGACCCCGGAAGAGCUGGCGGAAUGGCAGGCCUCGCAGUUCGCCCGGGGGGACGAGCAGAAGCGCCAGCAGAAGGAAGACCAGCAAAAGCAGCUGCAGCUGCAGCCACGGAACGGAAGCGUCCGGGAGCGGAGGAGGCGCCUGCGGGCCCUUGGGGAAGGCGCUCCCGCCACGCCGACGGAGCUGCUGGCCGGCCAGGGGAGCGUCUUUUUUGCUCCCCCCUCCGGCAGCGGGGGCGUGCUGGAAGAGCUCGCGGGCCUGGCGCCCGGCGACGCUGCCGGGGACCCCACGCCGCGCGGGGGGGAUCCGGAGGUCCUGGGCCGGGCCCCCUGGAAGCGCCUGUACGCGAGCUACGAGCAGGGCCUGGGCUUUCCGAACCUGUGGCACGCGCUGAGGGGCUACGACGGGCCCACCCUCCUGGUGCUCCGCCCGGUGCUUCCGGCCCAGGGGUCCCCGGGAACGAGGCCCCCGCCCGCCGCCACUACGGACGCCAUUGGCUUUUACACCACGGCGCCCUGGGAGGAGGGCCAGGAGUAUUUCGGGGGCGAGAUCGGCGGCGACGCGGACCGGGCCUUUUUGUUCUCGGUCCGGGGCGGCGGCGGCGGCUCGGGGGCACCGGAGCCUGCCUGCCGCCGCGUCCGGUUCUUUCCCGCGAGGCCCACGGAAGGCAGCGGCAAGGACAGCGGCAGCGGCGGGAGGUACAUGUACUGCUUCCCGUCGACCGGGCCCGGGAGGGCCCGUGCGAAGAAUUCUUGCCCGACCGCCUUCGUCCACGGGAUUGGCGUCGGCGGGAGGCCCUCGCGGCCCCGGUUCCACCUGACGGAGACCCUCGAGGGCUGCCGCUGCCUGGCCUACGACCCGGACCGCUCCACCCUCGACGGGGACCUCUUUGCCCAUUGCGGCGGCGACGAAAACGAUUCCAAUGCCUUUGCGGAGGCCCUGUAUUAUUUCGACGUGGCCGAGAUGGAGGCCUGGGGCGUCGGCGGGGAGGAAUGGAUCGGCCACGCACUCUCCGAGCGGGAGGCCUCCCGGAAGCGCCGCAUCCAGCGGUACCAGACCGUCGAUAAGCGCAUGGUGUGGGACGGGGGGGCCUUUGCCCCACACGACCCUUUGCCGCGCUAGUGGUAGCAGCCGCACCCCACUGCACUGCACUAGCUACCAAGCUAGCUACCAAGCAAGAAAACAGACCGUCAGACAGACAACGACGGCGGCGCCGCCGCGGAGCGAUCGAUACCAUCAGAACGCAAUGCACGCAUCGAACGCAACGCAGGCUCGUCCCGAUUCGGUUUCGAUAAACUAGCAUUGUAAUG
This is a messenger RNA of Pseudo-nitzschia multistriata, 2051 nucleotides long. Lineage: Eukaryota; Bacillariophyta; Bacillariophyceae; Bacillariales; Bacillariaceae. The record is from the annotation of a GenBank genome assembly.